AAAAUAAUGAUUAUAUUAAUGAAUUAAUUACUGGAUCGAUUAGUUCAUUAAAAAUAGGAAAUUCACUUGGACUGAUCACAAAGAAAAUUAUUCUUCCAGUUCUCUCCUUCAUUGUCAUCAAUAAUACCUAGUAUAACAGUAUAUACAAGAUUUAAUUGAAAUUUUACCAAUGACCUUGUGUACACUAUCAACUUAUUCAUCAUCAACACAUUUUUCUUAUCCAGUCAUUUUUAUUGUAUUGUUAUUUUGUACAUUUUUAUUACCACCAAUCAAUUCUAUUGGUUUUCGUGGCCCCAUUGAUCAUAAUAUUUUUGCUGAAAUUGAAGGUGAUGCACCGAAUUCCUCGAUAUGUCGACGUAUGUUUACUAAUAAUACCGAUACGGAAAUUCGUUGUUUAAUUGCUAAACAUUUUCCAGGAUGUCAAUUUGAUUCAGGCUUUUUACAAUAUCUAAGAUUUCAAUAUUGUAAUUUUGAUGAACGUAUCACUCCAACAAUAUUUAUGGUAUUUUGGCUUAUUAUAUUAUUGGGAGCAUUUGCAACAAUAUCGGACUCAUUCUUUAGUACUUCUCUAAUUGCUUUGGCUCGAAGUUUACGGAUGAGUCAAAAUUUAGCGGGAGUUACACUUUUAGCAUUUGGAAAUGGAGCUCCAGAUGUUUUUAGUGCAGUCACAGCAAUUACAACUGGUGAUCCAGAUGCACCAGAUGAAGGACUUGGAUUAGGAUUUUUAUUAGGUUCUGGUCUUCUAGUAAAUACAGUUACAGCUGGAUUGGUGAUAUUUUUAAAGCCAUUUAAAAUUAGUCGUAGACCAUUUUUAAAAGAUACUAUAUUUUAUAUGAUAGCUGUCAGUUGGGCUGCAUCAAUUUUGAUACGUCGAAAAAUUUAUUUUACAGAUGCUAUUGGAUUUUUAGUAUUCUACUUAAUCUAUGUAUUAACCACAUGGAUUAGUAGUACUUACAUGCAUCGUCAAAGAACAAAUGGCACCAACAGUAUUAUACCAUUGUUUUUACAAAAAACUCUAUCAAAACCAUUGAAUGCUUUAAGUCGUAAACGACGAAGCUUAUUACAAACAUGUAAACGUAUUUGUCCACAAUUUACUUUUUUGCGAAGAAUUCGUAAAAAAUUCAACUUUUAUCGAUUUAAAAAAUCUCAACCCUUGCAAAAUCAUAUAAUUAUUGAAGAUGGAAUGAAAAAUUUAUAUUCAGGUGUUGUUAUUUCUGAACAAGUAGCACCUCUUGAAAAACCAAAUUUAUCAACACUAACCAAGCUGAAUGGAAAUGUUGGAUCAGUAGAUCGACAAAAAGUAAUCAUUCCUAAUAUUCAUGUCAGUGAUAAACGAUUGAAUAGUAGACAGAUAAAUGCACCAAAAAUUGAAAUCACUUCACCAAAAGAUAUCAGUGAAUGUAAUUCACAUCUGGAUCAUUCAUCAUAUAUACAUGGUGAUGGCGAUGUUAGUGCUGUUAAUCAUGAAAGUCCACAUUUAUCAUCUGAUUUCGGCGAUUUUAAUAAUUAUUUAAAUCCAAAUAAUGGAGUUAAAAAACGAGCAUCUUCAUUAGUUUCAACUGAACCAAUGUCAAGUGAUCGGCGUUUGUCAACUGAACAUUCUGGUAUUAGUCGUGGACGUUGUCGCAGAGCACAAUCAGUAUUUAGACGAAGGCCUAGUACUAGGAUGAGUUCAACAGGAUAUGAGUUAUCAUAUAUGGUACGAUGGAUUAUAGCAAAUCGUGAAUUGAAGGAAAAGUCUAUGGGCUCCCGAGAUGGAGAAACACGAAGAUCACAGAAAUCUUCACCUUAUGAUCCGGAAGAACAAAUUCAUGAGAAUAUAACUUCUGGAAAUAAUUUAUUUAGUCGUAAAGGAUCACGUCAUACAUCGAAUAUGACAAAUACACCAGGUUAUAUGCAACAAUCACCAACAUUAUCGGAUUAUUCAGUUGAAGAAGAGGAUACAACACUACCUAAAUCAUCUGUUUCAUUGAAAAAGAUCAAAUUAAAUAUUCUACCAUCUGAUUUAGAAAAAGGUAAACAACAAAUCACAGAUAUUGGUGAAAAUGAUCUGAAACUAUCGAGUACUUCUCCAAAGUUCCCUCAUCAAGAAGGUAGUUUUAAAGAAUAUGAAGAUGUAAAAGAGGCAGCAAUCAAAGAGGAAGAAGAAGACGACGAGAACGACAAUGAUGAGGAGAUUGAAGAAGAAGAAGAAGAGGAAGAAAUGUCUUGGUUAGAAAAAUGGGCUAUGAAAGGUGUAUGGCAUCAUUUUGCCUAUUAUAUGAUACCAAUUGAUGUAGAAUCAUGGCCUCAACAAUCAAUCUUUAGUCGUUUCUUACAAAUUUUACAAACACCAAUAUUUAUAGUCUUCAGAUUAACAAUACCAACUGUAAUAGAAGAAUUAGCAGACAGCACAGAAAGAGAGGUUUCAGUUGAAAAAUCAAAUGUUGAACAGAAGAAAAUUGAUGAACAACCACCAUCUCGAGAAAUAACAACAAUUCCAGAAGAGAAUAAAUUUACAUUGAAUUCUACUACUAGUCAAUCUGAAUCGAAUCAUCAUAGUACAGAAUUUGUUACAGAGAAAAAAACUGAUAAUGAACCGAUUGCAGUGAAUUUAGAGUUAAUGCAUGGCUGGUGUAAACCAUUGAAUGUUUUUCAAUGCUUAAUUGUGCCAGCUUUAUGGCCUAUGUUAUUGACAGCUAAUGGUAAAUGUAUUGGAUUAUCACCAAUUGGAAGAACUCCAAUACCAAUAUUUUGUCCAUUUCUAGCAAGUGGAUUCAUAAUUGCAUUGACAGUGUUUUUCACUUCAAAAUGGAAUCAACCACCAAAACAUUAUCAUAGACCAUUUUUUGCUACACUUGGUUUUAUUACAUCAAUUAUAUGGAUAUAUGCAUUAGCACAUGAAUUAGUAAAUUCAUUAGAAACAUUAGGUAUUGUAUGGGAAAUUAGUGAAGCUAUACUAGGACUUAGUGUUAUGGCAUUAGCUAGUUCAAUUGGAGACAUUAUGUCGAAUUGCCUAUUGGCUCGAAAUGGUUAUCCUAGAAUUGCAUAUGCCGCUUGUCUUGGUUCACCAUUGUUUAAUUUACUUCUUGGUGCUGGUCUAUCGUAUACUGUUAAAAUUGGAAGAGCUGAGGUUGGACAUGCAUUCUUGUCAUUUACACUGACUCAAGCAUUACUAUUCUCUUGUCUAUUAGCAGUGCUUACAUUAAAUAUUUUAACAGCUCUAAUAGGAAGGUUUCAAUUUUAUCGUUAUUAUGGUAUUGUAUUAAUCAUUAUCUAUUUAGUAUUUGUCACAACUGCUAUACUCAUUGAAGUGGAUGUUAUUGUUUCACCAGUUAAUUGGCAUUUGGCUACUGGAACAGAAUAAAUGUCAAAUAUGUUACCAAUAUUAUGAAUACACGGAUAAAUAUCAUUGUUAUAUAUACAUAUAAGUGAAUGUUAAUUUUUAACAAGAAAUUUACUUAUACUGAAAUUUAAAAUAAUCAUUACAUUUAAUUAAUUAAUUAAUUGUAUUAAUUAAUUAUGAAUAACAA
Messenger RNA from Schistosoma turkestanicum, 3512 nucleotides. The record is from the annotation of a GenBank genome assembly. Lineage: Eukaryota; Metazoa; Platyhelminthes; Trematoda; Strigeidida; Schistosomatidae.